This is a messenger RNA of Oldenlandia corymbosa var. corymbosa, 3310 nucleotides long. Lineage: Eukaryota; Viridiplantae; Streptophyta; Magnoliopsida; Gentianales; Rubiaceae. The record is from the annotation of a GenBank genome assembly.
CAAUUAUUUGAAGGAAAUGAAAAUAGAAAAUGAAAAACACCUCGCCCAACGACAACGACCACGACCACGAGUAGAAUUUCCAAUUUUUUAAAAUCACAAGAGCCUCAAAAUUCCAUCUUGUUGUUUACGGCCACUUGCACAGUUGUUCUUCUUUGGCUUGGUCUCAUCGCCCCGCAGAACUCAACUCAACUGACCAUGCUGUACAAUCAGCACCGCCAUAGCAACCCCUCCUCAGCCAGGGUGGACUGAUAUGAAGCCCCACGCUCACGGUGGAAUCGGCUUCACCUCCGCGCCCCUCCUCCAUUUGAAUAUUACCGAUUAUUCUGCUAGGCAAUGUCCGGCGCGCCGUCGUGGCGUCUCUCCCGCGGAAUUUUCAUUGAACAAAUUUUGUAGCAAUUGCAGUUGUAAGAUUCCGUCUCCGAAGGUUUUAGGUCACAAGCGUCGCCAUAUAAGCGUCUCCUUCACCUGCCGUCAAGCUCCAGCUGACGAUGGCGGAGAAUUUUCAGACAUUCCGGCGCCUAGAAGGCGUGACGUGCUUGUGGCGCCUUUCCUUGCAAUUGGAGCUUGCGUUCUUCGCUCCGCGGUGGCCAGAGCGGAUGAGAAACCGCCGGAGGUAGCGACACCGGCGGUCGAGAGCGAGUCGGUCGGUACUAAGCCGCCGGCGAAGGCUCCGGUGGAGGAGGUUAUAACUUCUCGGAUUUAUGAUGCUACGGCUAUUGGCGAGCCCAUGGCGGUGGGGAAGGACAAGAGUAAAGUAUGGGAAAAGAUGAUGAACGCAAGGAUCAUAUAUUUAGGGGAAGCUGAGCAGGUUCCAGUUCGUGACGACAAGGAAUUGGAGCUGGAGGUUGUGAAGAAUUUGAGGAAAAGAUGUGCCGAAGCAGAGCGGCCACUCUCUUUGGCUUUGGAGGCAUUUCCUUCCAAUCUUCAGGACCAGCUCAAUCAGUACAUGGACAGGAAGAUAGAUGGAGAGACGCUACAAUCUUUAGUGACACAAUGGCCUCCUGAGCGCUGGCAGGAAUAUGAGCCUCUGCUCACUUACUGCCGUGACAAUGGCAUUCGGCUGGUCGCAUGUGGAUUACCUCUGGAGGUCCUCAGAACCGUGCAAGCUGAAGGAAUUCGUGGACUCUCAAAAGCUGAUCGGAAAAAGUAUGCUCCUCCAGCUGGUUCAGGCUUUAUCUCAGGAUUUUCUUCCUUGUCACGGAGAUCAUCUCUGGAUGCAAAUUAUGCAAAUCCAGCUGCUUCUUUCGGGCCUAGUUCAUAUUUAUCACUGCAAGCAAGAGUUGUUGAGGAGCAUACGAUGUCUCAGAUUAUCUUGCAAGCCGUGACAGAUGGUGGAAGUACGGGUAUGCUUGUUGUGGUGACAGGUGCCAGCCAUGUUUUAUAUGGAUCAAGGGGGACAGGAGUCCCUGCUAGAAUUUCAAGAAAGAUGCAAAAGAAAAAUCAAGUUGUUAUACUACUUAACCCUGAAAGACAACAGAUACGGAGAGAGGGAGAAGUUCCUGUUGCUGAUUUAUUGUGGUACUCUGCUGCCAGACCUUGCAAUAGAAAUUGCUUUGAUCGGGCUGAGAUUGCCCGUGUUAUGAAUGCUGCUGGCAGAAGGCGAGAUGCACUGCCCCAGGAUCUUCAAAAAGGACUUGAUCUUGGUCUGGUAUCUCCGGAAGUGCUUCAAAACUUUUUUGAUCUGGAGAAAUAUCCCCUUCUGUCAGAUCUAAGUCAUCGUUUCCAGGGUUUCAGAGAAAGACUGUUAGCCGAUCCCAAAUUUUUACACAGAUUAGCCAUAGAAGAAUCUAUAUCAAUAACAACUACUCUUUUGGCACAAUAUGAAAAGCGAAAAGGAAAUUUUAUGAAGGAACUUGAUUAUGUUAUCACCGACACUUUGAGGGGUUCUGUUGUCGAUUUUUUUACAGUGUGGCUUCCUGCCCCCACAUUAUCGUUUCUGUCCUUCACUGAUGAUUUUGGUGGAACUGAUAGCAUUGAUGGGAUAAAGGGCCUGUUGGGUGCUAUACCUGACAAUGCUUUUCAGAAAAGUGUGGCUGGGAAGGACUGGAAUCUUAAUCUUAGAAUUGCAUCUGUGUUGGUUGGAGGUCUGAAAUUAGCUGGUGUCGGAUUUAUUUCUAGCAUUGGAGCUGUAGCUUCAUCGAACAUGAUUUUUGGAAUUAGGAAAUCAUUAAAUCCAGCCCUUGCCAUCAGGCAGCAAAUUAAACGCUCGCCAAUACUCAAAACAGCAAUUGUAUAUGGAUCCUUUUUAGGAAUAUCUGCAAAUAUCCGGUAUCAGGUAAUUGCUGGAUUAGUGGAGCACCGGAUAUCAGACCAGUUUGCAGAUCAAGUAUUUCUUGUAAAUUUGUUGUCUUUUGUAGCUCGAACAAUCAACUCCUACUGGGGAACCCAGCAAUGGAUUGAUCUUGCUCGGUUCACGGGGCUACAGGCUCAGAAGACUGAAGAAGCUUCGUCUCAGUCUCCGGCAUCAGAUUCUCCAAGUAACACGGCAUUGGGCUGUAAUGCCUCCGAUGACACCAAUAUUGAGGACAUUAGCAACCAACAAUAGGUAUAAUCCACACAAACCGGUAUCCCAUAGAAUCCACACAAACCACAUCGUCGAUCCUUAUACAAGGAGAACUGAGAUAAAUAUGUUUAUAUAUUCUUUUGGCACAUGAAGUAUGAAAUAUACACAUUACACUGUAAAGUGGUGGCCAAUCAAAAUUUUGCCGUAUUCUUUUUAAAAGAAUCUAGUGCUUGGUAUAAACUAUCUGCAGAUUAAUGCUUCCUUUCUGGACUCUCAGUGGUCAUGUUAUUAUUUGCUUUGUAAAUAGACGGGCCACUAAACUUCUAAUUGGUUUGGUGUAUUUUGCCACAUUGGCUGUCAACUAGGUUGAAUGAACCUGAAUGUAUUUGUAUUCUGAAACAGUUUACAGAAUACAGUUUACAUUGGCCUAGGACUUUCGUAAGUUUACAGAAACAGUUUUAGAACCCAGCAUAAUCUUGAACACUAAACAUGGUACGUUUAAGCAAAAAGAAUUCUUUGUAUUCUGAUCUAAUCCUCCAGCGGUCUAAAACUUGGACAAGCUCCGUGUCAUCUGUUGGGGUUCUGUUUCAUUUGUCUUCUGUUGCAGCUCCUGUUUAACCUUAUCGAAGGCUGUUUCAAAGUUCUUCAGCUGCAUUAAGACAUCAGUGUCAGCUUCUACUAGAGUACGGGAACCAUAAUACUGAAAGUUUAUCAUUUGGAAGAAUUUCAUACCUGUUGUUUUGCAAAUCUAUUAUGCACAAACAGUCCACUGAAGAGAUCAAAGCUGUCUUUCGCUGUGCUAUCUUU